GUGAUACGACUAAAUGCUACACUAAGCUCCUUACCGUUCUUGGUUACGCCUAUGCCAUCGAGCGCGGCUGCUGGUCGGAUGAAGACGACAUCUGUGACGAGGAACAGUCAAACAACUGUGCAGGGACACUCAAAACUGGCACGUGCCUCAAAUGCUGUAAUACUGACAGGUGCAACGCGAACUUUGCGCAGCUGGCCGACGUCAGGAACGGGAUGACAACAAACCAGCAAACCAGCCAGACGAUCGACUGUUUUCGGUGCGGAGCGCUCUUGUCUUACAACGCCACGGGCGAUAUAACUGCCUCUGCAACUGGGGACAAAUCAUGUCUCACGAUCACCAACAACCGGACCUCGACUGUGCCGAUCGUCAGUUGUCCAACACAAUGCUACACCAAUAUCAGGACCCUUAUGGGGUACGCCUACUACAUCGAGCGGGGCUGCUGGCAUCACUUGAAUCCUGACACCUGUGCCAGCGUUGAGGAUAACAGCUGUAACGGCAUCCUCAAGACCGGCACGUGCUUCAAGUGCUGCAACUCCAGCACAGACACCCAGAUCCGCAAAGUUGGACAGAACGCCUUCUCCAUCGAGCGGGGAUGCUGGGACAACAACGACGACAAGGACGGAGCCGCCAACUGUGAUGCCAAGGUUGACGACGGCUGUAACGGUGUGCUGAAGACUGGCACCUGCUUCCAGUGCUGCAACACCGACUGGUGCAACAAGAACUUCAUCCUACUGGCCGGUGUUAACAAUGGUAUCAGCGGGAGUCACGUGAUGUCUGCGAUGACCAUUCUGCUCGUUGCCAUGGCAAUGAUCUUGUAGAAAAGGGCAUGCGCAAACCUAAGCCAGGCUACGGAGUCAGUCGUAACGUUACAUGUAGAAUAUGUAGAAUGCACUACUAAAUCUGAGGCGUUGAUGCUUUGAGUGCUUGUUUACAAACGAAUGUGAAUCUCUAAUAUGUGUCUGGUUGUAGAGAUUGAGUUAGAUACAGUAUAAGAAAUGUGUUAAUCUAUAAUUUGAGAUUGUUGUACAGAAAGACAGUACCAGCGAACUCAAAAUAAUGAUGUAUUUUUACACCUUUGUAGUCUUGAACAGAAUCGGAGAUCGAAGGUAUCUGUAACUGAUUUUCCCUUUCGCGCCACACUAGUAUGUAUGAGUUAAUUGUAGGUAAAAUCGCUCUACCUUUUCAUUACAGUGAAAUGUAUGCGAAGUAUAGUUUUGUACCGCUAGGCGACACUUCUGCACUGUCUGAUGAAGUGUGUUCGUCAGGAGAUCUGACGCGUAACCUCUGUUGCAGUCUUCGAACGGGACUGCUUUUAUUUCAGAGGGGAGGGUCUGGUUUGCGAUUUUCAACGUUGCCUAGGUUCUCUUAUGCCGGGAAAGGGGGUUUGCCGAGGAAGAGAGUUUGAAAAUCGCCAACCAGCCCUAAAAUAAAAGCAGCCCCGUUCGAAGACUGCAUUGGAAGCUAUGGCUGAAGAGAUCGUUGAGCAACGAACAUGCAGAAGACAUGACGUGUCUACAGGUCUAUCUGGUACUUGAACAAUGUCCACUUUGUA
This is a messenger RNA of Branchiostoma floridae (Florida lancelet), 1552 nucleotides long. RefSeq lists its product as uncharacterized. The coding region runs from base 213 to 818 and encodes 201 amino acids. NCBI's taxonomy places the organism in Eukaryota, Metazoa, Chordata, Leptocardii, Amphioxiformes, Branchiostomatidae. The transcript has 8 exons. The record is from RefSeq and is a predicted model, not a curated record.